This is a messenger RNA of Tachyglossus aculeatus (Australian echidna), 1670 nucleotides long. RefSeq names its product tektin 5 (gene TEKT5). The record is from RefSeq and is a predicted model, not a curated record. Bases 30 to 1493 code for a protein of 487 amino acids. The transcript has 7 exons. Gene Ontology annotation, cellular component: microtubule cytoskeleton; sperm flagellum; nucleus. Gene Ontology annotation, biological process: cilium assembly; cilium movement involved in cell motility. Lineage: Eukaryota; Metazoa; Chordata; Mammalia; Monotremata; Tachyglossidae.
GUUUCAGGGAGUGGACCCCAUGGAGGAAGAUGGAGUUCCUUGGCACCACUCAGACUGCUAGCUACUGCACUCCGAGGAAGAAUGGCCCAGGGCCUGACCAGCCCCUUGCUUCCAUCACCCAAGAGAGCUACCAGCCUUACUCUCUUCCGGGCUUCCGCUGCCCCAACUCCUGGAGACCCAAUUUGUAUUCCCGGGUUUCUGGGGCCCAGCCCCGUCAGGAUGAGGCCCCUACCACCCAGGGCCCCUCUAGCCCUCCGACCAUCCUGCCCUCCCUACGGACGUCCCUCUUUUCCCGCUACACCCCCCGAGACUGGGAGAGGUCCAACCUGACUCACUUUCAGAGGUCCGACAUCUCCUUCCAGUUGGCGGGAAAGAUGUCGGCCGACUCCCUCAGGCUGAUGCACGACAAGGAGCAGCUGACCCGUCAGAUGCAGGAGAGCUCUGGCCGGACCCUGGGGCAGCGGCUGUCGGACAUCAACUUCUGGAAGUGCGAGCUGAACUAUGAGCUGGAACGCCUGCUCACUGAGACUCGGGCCCUGGAAAUGGCCAAGAAGCGGCUGGAGAGUGGGGCUAAACAGGUGGAGAAGCCACUGCAGGUGGCCCUAGAAUGCCUAUACCAUCGCGAGAAGCGGAUCGGCAUUGACUUGGUGCACGAUGAUGUAGAGAAACACCUCAUCAAGGAGGCUGAUUUGCUAAAAUCUUGUCACGAUCAACUGACAAACGUGCUCGGAGAAAGAAUCGACUUGCAGUUGCGAGACAACCGAGAUGCCCAGCACGCGAUUGAGAAAGACCUGGCGGACAAGAGCUCUGCUGAGUUCAUCGACGAGAAGUGCUUUAACCUGAGGAACACGUCCGACAGCCUCAACUACUUCCUCGGGGUGGAAAAAUUAGAUGGCACGGUCUCAGUGCCGGAGACUUGGGCCAAGUUCAGCGAUGAUAACAUCAAGCACUCUCAGAACAUGAGGGCCAACUGCAUCAAGCUCCGGGAAGAGGCCGAGAAUUUACUGGAGACCACGUCCGAACAGAUGUGGAAGCAGUUCACCGCCACCAACAUGGCCCUGACCAUCCGCGUUUCCGAGGAGACAGAUAUCAUCAAUAAGCUGCAGAUAUACCUGGCUAAGACGCUGCAAGAAAUUGUCCAGACGGAGAAGACCAUCAAGAUGCUGGAGAGGGCCAUCCUGGCCAAGGAGUGUCCCAUGAAGCUGGCUCAGACACGCCUGGAGUGCAGGACCCACCGCCUCAACAUGGAGCUCUGCCGGGACAGCUCACAGUACAGGCUUGCGAAUGAGGUGCUGGUUAUUGAUGACACAUUACAGGCCCUGAAGGUGCGCCUACACGAAGUCCAGGCCCACCUGCAAGUGCUCAUCCUUAAUAAGUCCCAGCUGGAGCACGACCUGGCCGUCAAAGCCAACACACUCUUCAUCGACAAGGACAAGUGCAUGCCCAUGCGGAAGACCUUCCCCAGCACUCCCCGCCUCGUUGGCUACACCUGAGACCCUCCUCUCCACCGCCCCCACCCCCCAUGACACCUCACCCCAUCCCCCAGCCAACCUGCAUCAUGCCACCGUGCUAAAAUAUCAAGGUUCAAAAUCGGAAAGAGACAUUUCCAUUUGCUCCCUUUUCUCUCCUGAAAGGAAACGAACCAACCCAAUAAAUGGACAAAAAUCCAA